UCAUGGGGCCCCGGGCAAUAGGGGAUCAUGGGGCCCCUGUGUCCUUGCCCAAACUCAAAAAAGCCUAUGAAAAAGGUACCAGGGGCAUCUCAUGGGGCCCCUUACUGACCCCGGGCCCUCGGGCAGUGCCCGAGUUUCCAAAUGGUCACUCCGCCCCUGCACACAGCCAUUAAUGUCUAAACCGCUGGCAACAAAAGUGAGUACACCCCUAAGUGAAGAUGUCAAAAUUGGGAUCAUGCUCUGCUUCAGUAUGUCACAGUACAUGUUGGCAAUCAUGGUUCCCUCAAUGAGUGUACCUGGUCCUACUAGACACAUA
Messenger RNA from Staurois parvus, 316 nucleotides. The record is from the annotation of a GenBank genome assembly. NCBI's taxonomy places the organism in Eukaryota, Metazoa, Chordata, Amphibia, Anura, Ranidae.